Molecule: messenger RNA, 1222 nt
Organism: Pimephales promelas (fathead minnow)
Lineage: Eukaryota; Metazoa; Chordata; Actinopteri; Cypriniformes; Leuciscidae
Source: RefSeq, a predicted model, not a curated record
AAAUCGGGGCUUUUGACAAAACAUGCGGGACUUAAGCAAAGCUCCGCCCUUGGGCUACAGCCUAACUACCGAAUAAAACUGUUGUUUUUAUUGCUGCUAUUGCCGAUGGACAUGCUGCGAUGUUUUGGAAGAGACUGCCCUAAAUUUUCAUUUUGCGUGGGACCAUAGACUGUAAAAACGCGUGGGACAGAGCUGAGAAUGAAAACCAUGAAUGCUGUGAAUGCAGUUCAACUGUUCAUUGUAGUUUGGACUUUUACUGCUGUCUGUCAAGCUGACGAUGACAUCAGUUUAAGCUGUAAGAAUGUGACUGGAACUGUGGGUGAAGAAGUAACUUUCACCUGCAGCGUCUCUCUGACGUGCUCUCAAAGCUCCAUUACAUUGUAUAAGUUUCUAUAUCCUGAGAAAUAUAAUGACCCCACAAUCUGUAGAGAAGAGUUUCCUCCUGGCUCCUGUGAACAGAGAAACAGCUUCACAUGCAGAUUCACUCCAACUACAGCAAUGACAGGACAAUUCAGAUUCUUUAUCCAAGCAGUUUGUGGAUGGGAACUAACUGAAUUCACUGUGAACACAACAGAGCCAAGGAAAGAAGGAAAUCCUGGGGCAAGAACAGGAGAUAAUCACGUAUUAGGAGAUCUAAGAUCCAGGAACACUGUAGUCGCUGUAGUUGUGGGCUGUUUCAUCAUCAUCGUCAUCAUCAUCAUCAUCGUUAUCAUCAUCAUAAUGACAAUCAUUUCCAAAACAAACUACAAACUACUGCUUUUGAGUCACAGACAUGAUGAUGACAACAGCUACUGUCUAGAAAAUGAGAUCUCAGAAGAUCAAGAAAGACAAAAGCAGUUAUCGAUCAUCACUGUCAGCUCUGAAUAAGCCCAGUGCACAUCCCUAUGAGGUAUGAUUUAUACUGAAUUCAUGUACACUUUAAAUGCAAUCAGCAUUGUAAUGUUUGUCAAGUCUUGUUACUUCUAGAUUUUAUUUUUAUUUUUUAUAUUAUUUUACAACACAUUAAAGAGAAUGUAUAAAUGUGCAGAUACUGAUCUGGAAGAAAUGGCACUAAGAAAAUGAUUAUUUGAAGAACUUUUCACAAAACGGUUCUUCAGGGAAGCAAAAAUGUUUUUCCUGUGUCAAUGCAUGGUAUAUAAAAACCUGUGUGGUUCUUCACGGCACCUUUAUUAGGUGUUCAAGCACGAAGUGCUGAAAACCUAUUGUAUUUGCUAGAAAGAAA